AUGCCGUCUGCUGGGAAAGAGGAAGCCUUGUUUAGUAAAGAAGUGGACGAGGACGAGGACGAGGAAGAGGAAGCACUAGAGAAGUAUAUCUCCUACAUGGGAGGAGAUGACUGUAAAGAACCAGCGAGGGCUUGGGUGGAUUGCAUGGUGGAAGCUGAGAAGAACAAGGAAGAUAUGGACACCAAGUGUUGCCAACACGCUUCGACGAUAGAGAAGUGUAUGAAUUCUCACCGUGAUCAGUACCAACCCUUGCUCGCCUUGGCAACUACUCGUAGAGAACAUAUGAGGAGGGGCCUCGAAGAAGCCCUUGGGAUUGAGAUUCCUAAAAAGGGAACAUUCCGAUAUCUAUAA
Microthlaspi erraticum is the source of this 351-nucleotide messenger RNA. The record is from the annotation of a GenBank genome assembly. NCBI's taxonomy places the organism in Eukaryota, Viridiplantae, Streptophyta, Magnoliopsida, Brassicales, Brassicaceae.